Messenger RNA from Enterospora canceri, 621 nucleotides. The record is from the annotation of a GenBank genome assembly. Lineage: Eukaryota; Fungi; Microsporidia; Enterocytozoonidae.
AUGAAAAUUUCCAAAAUAAAAAAGUUGAAAACCAAUCUCAAACUGGCGUAUCUAAAGUAUAAAAAGGAAUUCUGUACAGCAAUACUGAAUUGUUGUGUGUAUAUAAGCAAUAUCAUCAUGAUUCGUGCAAUAUUCCGCCAAUCAGUCUAUUUAGUCAAAAUGUUGAAUGUUCUGAUAGUGUUCAUGUGUGCUGCACCAAUGCUGGUAUUUAUACAACCCAGAACAAAGAGCACAUUCAUUACUGGAUUCUGUGCUGUGGUCUUCUUCCUUGUGCUGCUGCUAAAUGGGUUGCUUUUUACAUUUAGAAAUCAGGUAUUUUGGAUAUACUGUACUGGACAGAAUAAUGCGGUUAAAAUAAUAUCAAAGUGCAUCAAAAGAUCUUCUGUGAUAUUGCUUUAUGGACCAUUUAGUAGAAAAUGCUACGAUUUAUGCAUGGAUGAGGAUAUUUUCAAGAACUUCAGCAAUUGCCAGUUACAGCAAAAAGACCUUGAUAAAUUCAAUAAGAUGCUUCAACACAACCAGUUUGCAAACGUAACAGGAAUCCUAUACAGAUAUAUCACAGUAGUAAACACGAAUGAAAUAGACACGCUCCCCGAUAAAAUAACGGAUACAAUAUCAUAA